AUGGCGCUACCACCUUCACUGCAAGCUCUCUCGAUCGGGUCGCUCACGGCGCCGAACACGCUCGAAUUGUUCCUUGACUACCUCUGUCCCUUCAGCGCCAAACAGCUCAAGGGGGUCGACGAGCACCUGCUUCCGUUGGUCAUCGGCGACUCGGCUCAGUACAAGGACAAGGUCCGAAUUGUCAUCCGACCGUACCCGCAGCCUUGGCAUUCGUCGUCCACGCUGCUACACGAGUCAGCGUUGGCGGUGGCCAAGAUCGCGCUGACGGACCCGACGGUCACGGCCAUCCCCGACCGCAACGCCUUCUGGCUCUACUCGUUGGAGCUGAUGAAGGACCAGGAACGAUUCUUUGAUGGGCCAGCGAGGGGCAAGGCUCCCGACCAGAUUCGUGGCGAACUAGCGACAUUGGCGAUCGAGACCGUUGGAGAGGGCCCCAAAAAACGCAAACAGGAGGCCGUGCACAGGGAUCUGCAGGGAACACCACUGGGCCAGUCGGUCAAAAACCUGAUCAGGGUCGAGAAGGAGGGCAACGGUGGCAGUGCCGUAGUGCCCGAACUGAAGUAUUGCGUCAAGCUGGGAAGGCAGAAUGGCAUUCACGUCACUCCGACGUGUCUGUGGAACGGACUUGUGGAGGGUAGCAUCUCGUCCUCGUUUGGUCAGGGGGAGUGGAAGGAGUUCCUCGAUAAGCAGCUCGAGUGA
Molecule: messenger RNA, 699 nt
Organism: Kalmanozyma brasiliensis GHG001
Lineage: Eukaryota; Fungi; Basidiomycota; Ustilaginomycetes; Ustilaginales
Product: Thioredoxin-like fold
Exons: 1
Coding region: 1-699 (232 amino acids)
Source: RefSeq, a predicted model, not a curated record